UCUCUGGAUAUAAUUGACAUUUUAUUGCUCCAAACUUAGCUUUUCAUGUAAUCUGUAAUUGCGCCCGAAGAAAGACUUUGAUUAUAAACAUUUAUAUUGUGUAAAAUAAGUGAGCUGCAAGGGACAUUUCUUUAUAAUAUUUAAGUAUUGUUAUUACAAACAAUAUGAACCCCAAUCUUCUCACACUGUGCAAACUUCUUUUAUUCGUUUUAGUUUUAAUGAGCGUGAUUUCGCAUGUAGUCAUUGGUAAUUCUGCUAAAAAGCUACAAAUUGGAGUAAAGAAAAGGCCAGCCGAGUGUCCCAUUAAAAGCAGAAAGGGAGAUCUACUUCACAUGCACUAUACGGGUACACUGGACGAUGGAACAGAAUUCGACAGCUCUAUUCCUAGAGGAAAUCCCUUAACUUUCACCCUGGGAUCUGGUCAAGUGAUUAAGGGAUGGGACCAGGGGCUGAUAGGGAUGUGUGAAGGAGAACAAAGAAAACUAGUCAUUCCCCCAGAAUUAGCGUAUGGAGAAGCUGGUGCACCGCCGAAGAUACCAAAGUCUGCAACUCUCACAUUCCAUGUUGAUCUCGUAAAGAUUGAAAGAAGAGAUGAAUUGUAGGAGUUUUGUAAUCAAAUAAACGGUUGAUACUUUUCUACAUUG
Manduca sexta (tobacco hornworm) is the source of this 644-nucleotide messenger RNA. RefSeq names its product peptidyl-prolyl cis-trans isomerase FKBP2. The record is from RefSeq and is a predicted model, not a curated record. The transcript has 2 exons. Gene Ontology annotation, biological process: protein peptidyl-prolyl isomerization. Bases 165 to 602 code for a protein of 145 amino acids. Lineage: Eukaryota; Metazoa; Arthropoda; Insecta; Lepidoptera; Sphingidae. Gene Ontology annotation, molecular function: peptidyl-prolyl cis-trans isomerase activity.